Messenger RNA from Vigna umbellata (rice bean), 1603 nucleotides. Lineage: Eukaryota; Viridiplantae; Streptophyta; Magnoliopsida; Fabales; Fabaceae. The record is from RefSeq and is a predicted model, not a curated record.
UGUCAGUUAGUUCUUACACUAUCUCAUCGUGUUAUAGCUUGCAGGAUGAGAUGUUUCAAAAGUUCAAUUUUGAUACUGAAUGGGCAGUGAGACUUAUCUCAAAGAUUACAAAUGAUGAGGAUCUGCCAAUUGAGGGUGAUGCCAUCGUAAAGCAGCUUUUGGCGCUGCAAAUCAAUGCAGAAAAAUUCUUCUUUGGCAUAAGGAAGAACCUCGUUGAGUUUGAUGAAGUAUUGGAGGUGCAACGAAAGCAUGUUUAUGACCUAAGGCAAUUAAUCUUAACAGGAGAUGAUGAAAGCUGUUCCCAACACAUACUCCAGUACAUGCAAGCAGUGGUUGACGAGAUCGUCUUCAAUAAUAUUGAUCCAGUGAAGCAUCCACGUAGCUGGGGUUUGAGUAAGCUCUUGAAAGAGUUCGUGACUGUUGGUGGAAAGCUGUUGCAUGAAUCUUUUGAAGGAAUUAGUGAUCACACUUUGCUAAAUUCACUUGGGCUACUAAAUGAUGUGAGUUCAGUUGAUAUUGUAAACUUUUCUCUUCCAAAUUUGCCAGCGCCUCCAAAUGCCUUCAGGGGAAUACGCAGGAAGAGCUCGUCAUUAAGACGAUGGCUUGCUAUUUGCGCAGAUGAUUUAAUUGGGAAUGGGAAGUAUCAAACCACUUCUAAUCUUCUUCGCAAGUAUCUUGGAGAUUUUUUAAUUGCUUCAUAUCUACAUGUUGUUGAAGAGUCUGGUUAUGAUGAGACACAUGCAAAGGAAAUUGAGAGAGCUGUUCUUUUGCAAACUCUUGAUUGUUUCUGGAGAGAUCAUCUUGUAAACAUGAAUAGACUCAGCUCUGCGGUGAACAUUAGGAGCUUUGGCCAUAGAAAUCCUCUUGAAGAGUAUAAAAUUGAUGGUUGUCGGUUUUUUAUCUCAAUGCUAAGUGCCACUCGGAGGUUGACUGUAGAAGCACUGCUGCGGUAUUGGACAUCUCCAAUGGAAUCUGAUGAACUAUUUUUAUCAUGAAAUUGAUAAUUCAAGAAAAUUCUGCAAGGCUAAUUUUUUGCGCAAGGCUAAUUUUUUGCGCAAUGCUAAUGAUGUUUCAAUUAGUCAAUUGGUUUACGUGGUGUAGAUGCGAAAAAGUUACAUGGCUUUUGGAGCACAGGUUCCUUCACCUCCCAGUAGUGUUAUCCUUCUGCUUUAUCAAAAUUACAAGGAAUAUACCUUGAGAUGAGCGUACACCUUAUUACAUAGGCGAAGUAACAAAGGAGCCGAUCCUAUUUAUUUGAGUGCUUUUGCUUAGUUUACAUGAUUAAAAUGACGUUUGCAUGAUGGACUGAUGGUGCCUGGAGUUUAGCAAGAGCUGUGCCUAAUACGGCGAGCAAAUAUCCUUUCCAUCCAAAUUGCUCUUCCAAAAAGAACACGAAGCUAUUCAAGUUAUGCACAAUCCAGCAUAAUAUUUUUUCUUUGACAUUGGUCAUUGUGGAUCAUGUUUAGGACUAACGGAAGUCGUAGAGGAUCAUGUUUUAUCCCGGAGAGUUUAUACAAAAAAGUACAGAAUGUAAAAUAUUAAGCAUAAAUAAUGUUUAAUGUAAUAAAUUACAUUUGUAGUUCAUUCAUUUUUCUUUUGAAAA